This is a messenger RNA of Cebus imitator (Panamanian white-faced capuchin), 3290 nucleotides long. It is a transcript of the gene APLNR, whose product is annotated as apelin receptor. Gene Ontology annotation, molecular function: G protein-coupled receptor activity. NCBI's taxonomy places the organism in Eukaryota, Metazoa, Chordata, Mammalia, Primates, Cebidae. The record is from RefSeq and is a predicted model, not a curated record. Gene Ontology annotation, biological process: immune response; G protein-coupled receptor signaling pathway. The coding region runs from base 1214 to 2356 and encodes 380 amino acids. Gene Ontology annotation, cellular component: membrane. The transcript has a single exon.
GUGCCACUGCACUCCAGGCUGGGCUACAAGAACAAAACUCUUCCAAACAACAACAACUGAAAAAUCAGCCAUUCACCUAUGACAUGCUGGGCAUUGUGUUAUGUGCUUAGAGAAGAAGAAAGUGAAUAAUCAACUGUAGCAGAAUUCACUUGAUUACCUUGGGCAAAACAUUGACCUUGCUGGGCCUUAGUUUCCUAUAGAUUUAAUGACUUGUUUAGACAUAAUUUUGUCCUGGGUUUCUCCCAUCCCAUGACUCUGUCCUUAACCUUCUGAAGCAUCCUGUGCCAUCUGCAAACUGCAAAUUGCUAUCUUCACAAGUGUAGCGGGAUUUCUCUAGAAAUCUCUUCUUAUAAAUCAUGAAAGUUCUCAGAGGAAGGGUCAGAGACAAGAGGUAGAGAAAGAUGAAGUUAGAGGCAAAGGAGAAAGCCCUCCUGUGACACCUGGUCUGGGUGGGGACUGGGGGUGCAGGAAGGGAGGCGACGGGGCCAGACCCGCCUGCCAGGAGGGCCUGCCAGAUGCCCUGACCGUCCUGCAAAAUCUCACACCCUCCUUGCUCCCUACCAGCCCUAGCUCCAGUUCAGGCCGGGUUGCAAUCUGCAUAAUGUGUCCCAUUUAGAUUGGACGGGUGGGGGUGAGAACGGGAGGGCGGAGACCCCUGAGGAGGGAGUGCCCUAAAGGGCAGGCAGGAAGUGGUGGCCCGAGGAAACUGGAGGGGUAGAGGCUGGGGUGAAGGUGGGUGGCAGGCAGAGUGGGGAGGCGGGGCCAGGGGAGCGGACUUGCAAAAGCACAGAUAAUGUUCAGCCCAGCACAGUAGGGGUCAAUUUGGUCCACUUGCCAAGUGACAAAAAGAAAAAAAAAGUGGGCUGUCACUUAAAGAUCUGGACUCACAGGAGAGGGGCUGGUCUGGAGGUGGGAGGAGGCAGUGACAAGUCAAGGAGGAGACUGGGACUCAGGAGGGUGCGAGGAAGUGUCUUAGCUGAGACGGGGCAAGGCAGGCGGCAGUGGAGGAAGGUCUGCAGGAGAGAGGCUUCCUCCAGGGUCUGGAGAACCCAGAGGCAGCUCCUCCUGCGUGCCGGGAAGGACUCUGGGCACCUUCAGCCCUUCUACCAUCUGAGGCUUAAGCCGGAAAUUCAGGGUGCUUGCAGAGUGGGUGACAGAGCCACGGAGCCUGUGUGCCUGGGACUCCUUGCCCGUCUUCUCUCCACUCCCCAGCAUGGAGGAAGGUGGUGAUUUUGACAACUACUAUGGGGCGGACAACCAGUCUGAGUGUGAGUACACAGACUGGAAAUCCUCGGGGGCUCUCAUCCCUGCCAUCUACAUGUUGGUCUUCCUCCUGGGCACCUCGGGCAACGGUCUGGUGCUCUGGACCGUGUUUCGGACCAGCCGGGAGAAGAGGCGCUCAGCUGAUAUCUUCAUCGCUAGCCUGGCGGUGGCUGACCUGACCUUCGUGGUGACGCUGCCCCUGUGGGCCACCUACACGUACCGGGACUAUGACUGGCCCUUUGGGACCUUCUCCUGCAAGCUCAGCAGCUACCUCAUCUUCGUCAACAUGUACGCCAGCGUCUUCUGCCUCACCGGCCUCAGCUUCGACCGCUACCUGGCCAUCGUGAGGCCGGUGGCCAAUGCUCGGCUGAGGCUGCGGGUCAGCGGGGCCGUGGCCACGGCGGUCCUGUGGGUGCUGGCUGCCCUCCUGGCCAUGCCCGUCAUGGUGUUCCGCACCACCGGGGACCUGGAGAACACCACCAAGGUGCAGUGCUACAUGGACUACUCCGUGGUGGCCAGCGUGAGCUCGGAGUGGGCCUGGGAGGUGGGCCUGGGGGUCUCGUCCACUGCCGUGGGCUUCGUGGUGCCCUUCACCAUCAUGCUGACCUGUUACUUCUUCAUCGCCCAAACCAUCGCCGGCCACUUCCGCAAGGAGCGCAUCGAGGGCCUGCGUAAGCGGCGCCGGCUGCUGAGCAUCAUCGUGGUGCUGGUGGUGACCUUUGCUCUGUGCUGGAUGCCCUACCACCUGGUGAAGACGCUCUACAUGCUGGGCAGCCUGCUGCACUGGCCCUGUGACUUCGACCUCUUCCUCAUGAACGUCUUCCCUUACUGCACCUGCAUCAGCUACAUCAACAGCUGCCUCAACCCUUUCCUCUACGCCUUCUUCGACCCCCGCUUCCGCCAGUCCUGCACCUCCAUGCUCUGCUGCGGCCACAGCAGGUGCGCGGGCACCUCCCACAGCAGCAGUGGGGAGAAGUCAGCCAGCUACUCUUCGGGGCACAGCCAGGGGCCCGGCCCCAACAUGGGCAAGGGUGGAGAGCAGAUGCAUGAGAAAUCCAUCCCUUACAGCCAGGAGACCCUCGUGGUUGACUAGGGCCGGGAGCAGAGAGAAGCCUGGUGCCCUCGGCCCUCCCCAGCCUUUGCCCUUGCUUUCUGAAAACCAGGUAGUGUGGCUACACCUUCUCCCUGCACGUCCUUUCACUGCCCCCAACUCCCGUCCCACCCCAUCCUCCUCUACUUCUUUAUUCUUUCUCAGAGGUUUGUGUUUUAGGGGAAAGUGACUGGGUCCUAUAGACCUGACCAUGCACAAGCUGUUUCUUCUCACCCAGCCUCAGUUUCUCCAUUGGUAUGAAAUGGGGGAAAAUCAUAUUGACCCUAAAAUGUUGAAGCCUGAGUCCGGACUCAAUAAAAUCUCAUUUCCCUCCACUGCUUUCUUAGAUCUGCAGCCGUCUUUUCUCUCCUUUCCUUGUAUUUUUUCCCACUCACCACUCUCUGCAGCUGUCGCUUCUCAUCCCGCCUUCUGGCACCAAGCCCCUCCCAUAGCUCAUCCCCCUGUCUCCAUCCCUCCUUCUCCCUUGCCUACUUUCUUGUUCUGAAGGGCUACUAAGGGUUAAGGAUCCCAAAGCUUGCCGAGACUGACCCCGUGUAAGCUCUCUAUCCCGUUUUCUGAGUGUGAGGCAGGGAAUGGGCUGGGGCGGGGGUGGGCUAUGUGUCCACAGAGAGUUAGCGCUCCAGCCCUUAGAGCUGGGUGCUCCAGAGCUUGCCCUAAGAUUGGAUCACUUCCCUGUCAUUUCGGGAACUGGGGCUAGCGUGAUUCCUGCAGUCCCUCCGUGGGACCAUGACACUGAUUAGAGAUGCAUUCUCCAAAUUUUCUGCAGACCCUUUCAUCCUUCCUCUAUUUUCUGUGGGAAUUGGAAGGCAGCAGGGUUGAUGAAUGGACGCGCUCCUUAGUUUCACUAUGUGAGUGGGGAGUUGGGAAGGGAAACGAGAGAGAGGAUGGAGUGGAGGGGCGUUUGCAUUUAGUCUAG